CGCGCAAUUGCCCGCACACACAACUCUCUAAAACCCCAAACAAACCCCUUUAGACUCUCAACGCGUCAACCCCACCUCCAACGCGGCGACCCAUACCCUCAACCCUCCACAAUCACCAAAGCAAACCACAACAAUGACCACCACAACCUCCACCACCCACCACCGCCGCAUAGAACUCCAAUCCCCCCUCGACCUUUCCCACCUCCACACGCUCAUCUCGCGCGCCGCCGCCGCCAAGAUCGACCUGCACCUGCCGCCCUCGGCCGCGCCCGCCGGCGAAGACGAGCUGCGCGCCAAAGUCGAGACGCUCGUCACGCAGUACAUCGACGACACGUGGCGGCUCUGCCGGCCGAACCUGAGCGUCAACGGGGUGCAUCUGGAGAGCGACGCGGCGGUCGAGAAAGGAGGGGCCGGGGGACGUUCUGGCGGGGAGGGGCGCCAGGAGGAGGUGCUGGAGGUGUACGAGGAUUACGAUGGCGGGCUGAAGGAGCGCCUGGAUGCGCUGUUUGUGCGGCGGAAUGCGCUGGUGGCGCGGGUCGCGGAGAUGAGGAGGGUGGCGCCGGCGCAGGCGGCCGAGAGGUUCAGGGGGGAGUAUCUGCGGCAUGUUGAGGAGGAGGAGGAGGAGCGGGCAAGGGCGGUGGGGGGGAGAGAUGGGGGGGUGGAUUUGGGCGCGUUGGAGAGGUGGGAGGACGUGGCGGGGGCGUGGGAGAGGGCGGUGGAGGGGCUGGGGGCGUUAAAUGGGGGCUUGCCGGAGCAGAGGGCGCGGUUGGAGAGGGCGCGGGGCGUGGUGGGGUAUUUGGAGGGGAAGUAG
Molecule: messenger RNA, 811 nt
Organism: Mytilinidion resinicola
Lineage: Eukaryota; Fungi; Ascomycota; Dothideomycetes; Mytilinidiales; Mytilinidiaceae
Exons: 1
Coding region: 134-811 (225 amino acids)
Biological process (GO): mitotic sister chromatid segregation
Cellular component (GO): kinetochore; MIS12/MIND type complex
Source: RefSeq, a predicted model, not a curated record